This is a messenger RNA of Diorhabda carinulata, 933 nucleotides long. RefSeq lists its product as uncharacterized. The transcript has 6 exons. Lineage: Eukaryota; Metazoa; Arthropoda; Insecta; Coleoptera; Chrysomelidae. The record is from RefSeq and is a predicted model, not a curated record. Gene Ontology annotation, molecular function: oxidoreductase activity, acting on the CH-OH group of donors, NAD or NADP as acceptor. Gene Ontology annotation, cellular component: cytoplasm. Bases 83 to 913 code for a protein of 276 amino acids.
UACUUUUUGACACUUUUUGACACAUAUUUUAAAUGUGUUUUUGAAAUCAACAUGUUUUUAAUAGAUUUUUGUGUCAAAUAAUAUGCGCAUUUAUUCAAAAUCAUUGGUGAGUCUAAAACAAUACAGUACUUAUAAUAUUCUACGAACGUUAACCGUAAGUUAUGAAAAUGCAUCUCCGAUCAAAAUAUUUAAACGUCGAAGAAGCAACGCUCCCUCUUCAGACUCAACCAAUCUGUCCAGUAAAGUAGCGUUAGUCAACGGUGGAUCAUCGCCUUUCGGGCUAAUAUGCGUCAAAGAACUUUUGAGAUGCGGUGCUAAGGGCGUGAUGAUUGCAGACUUUUGUGAGAAUGAAGGGAAACAAAAAUUGUGCCAGAUCUGUACGGAUUGCGAGACGAAUAGAGCGGCAUUCAUUAAAAGCGAUUUGAACAACGUUUUGUUAUUGAGAAAUGCUUUCCUCAAAACAAAAACUUAUUUCAAUCAAAUAAAUAUUAUUUUGAACGUUAUUGAACAAUCUCAAGAGAAAAUGUGGACCGAAGAAAUAAAUCAAAAUAUUGAAGGCCUUGUUAGAAGUACUUUACUGGGUUACGAAUUUAUGGGUAUUCAUAAAGGAGGAUAUGGAGGGACGAUUUGUAAUUUAAUUAUAUCUCCAUCAUCAGAAGGCAAGGAGCUGUGUCCAAUUUUAGCGGCUACUAAAACCUAUGCGAUCAGUUUCGCUAAAGAAAUGUCUUCAAAGUUUAACAACAAAACAGGAAUUAAAGUGAUCACGGCUUUUGCUGAUAACGACGUAGAUAACGAGUCUGCAUCGAAAGAUAGUAGUGAAAAAAGUGACAGAGACAGUAUAUCAAAAAUGUUGGAAAGCGCAUCCCCAGGAUCUGUUUGGACAUUACAUUUUAUAAAAAGAAAUAACAACUAAAUAAAAAAUUGAUAUUUCAA